AUGCAGCAGCAAUCCGCUUCAACAAAAGAUACAAAAAAAUCAAUGAUUGAUCAUCAAUCAUCUAAUCAAAAUUUAUCACAUAAAACAUCGUUUUUAAUCGAAGAUAUAUUAUUUCGUUCGAAAAACUCUGGAAUUUAUAGUGAACAAAAUAAUAGUUCAUCGAAACAUUCGAGCGAAAAAGCUUUCCAUAAAUAUCAACCAACUUAUUACAAUAAUAAACAUUUGAAACGUGCAAAUAGUAAUUCGUCAAGUGCAUCAGUGUUUAGUGCAUCAGGUGCAGUUUCUUCAUCGGAUGAUUAUAAAGUGCAAACAAGAUCAGAAACAUUAAGUAAUAAUAAUCGGACAGGUGCUUCACCGUCAUCGUCAGCUAAUCAACAACCAUCACAACAACAACAGUAUUUGGGUGCAAAUCAUGGAAAUAAUAAUUCGUCAUAUUUUCAAACGAACAAUACACUGAAUACACCGACAAGUGUGUCAAUUGGUCCAGCAUUUCAAACCACUGAUAAUGGGUAUAUACAGGUUGCAAUGGGCGCAUUGGGUGCAUAUUUAAGUACACCGUACAAAACAAUAUCCGAACCAUAUUUUCUAUCACAAGGAUUACCAUUUCACCAUCCAUUAUUUGGUGCAACAGCGAAUGAAUUAUCAUUGAGUGCAUUAAAACAUUGUCGGCGACGGAAAGCAAGAACUGUCUUUUCGGAUCCCCAAUUAACAGGAUUAGAAAAGCGAUUUGAAGCGCAACGAUAUUUAUCAACACCAGAACGUGUAGAAUUGGCUGGUGCAUUAAAUUUAUCGGAAACACAAGUAAAAACAUGGUUUCAAAAUCGACGUAUGAAACAUAAAAAACAAUUACGAAAAUUGAAUGAAGAUAAAAAUCAAUCAUCGUCCAAUGGCAAAUCAUUAAAUUCUUUACCAGGAACUUCUAGUGACGCUCAACCAAUGGAUUUUUCAGGUAAUCGUAGCGGUUCUGAUACAUUGGGUGGCCGUGAUAAACGUAAUGACGGUAUUAGUGAUGAUAGUAGCUGUAUAUCUGAUAAUUGUAGUGAUUGUGAAAGUGAUAUUGAUAUUGUUGGUGAUUCAAAGAAUGUCACCCUAAAUAGUGGUGCAACAGACUCUGUUAGUGUUUAUUAUGCGGGUGCAUAA
Messenger RNA from Chrysoperla carnea, 1140 nucleotides. RefSeq names its product brain-specific homeobox protein. Lineage: Eukaryota; Metazoa; Arthropoda; Insecta; Neuroptera; Chrysopidae. The transcript is spliced from 4 exons. Gene Ontology annotation, molecular function: DNA binding; DNA-binding transcription factor activity, RNA polymerase II-specific. The record is from RefSeq and is a predicted model, not a curated record. Gene Ontology annotation, biological process: regulation of DNA-templated transcription. The coding region runs from base 1 to 1140 and encodes 379 amino acids.